AUGUUACUCUCACAAGGGGGUUCCUGCACGUCGAAACGUUUGUCAUUUCGACUGGUGGCUGGCGUUUGGACCCUGGCCGCCUUCAUCUUCGUCCAGGCUUACAAUUCCACCUUGUUCACCUACGUCAUGGCACCUGUCAAUCAUCCGCUUAUUAAUUCCAUGCACGGCGUCGCUGAGAGUACCGAUAUCAAUCUACUUUUCCGAUAUGGUGCAGCUCUGAAUGCUUUUGUUAUGGAUCCCAAUGCGACGGGAGUAUUUACGAAACUACGGAAAAACGUCGACUCGUUCCCCAAUUCACGAUGUUAUUUGAUAUCGCAGUGUCUCAGUUUAAUCACGCCCGGCUCGAGAAACACCUUUGCCGAAGCGAGAUCCUAUCAACUGGGCAUCAUCAAAGAUAAUUUCGAUAAAACGGGCAAGUGUGGAUUACAAUUGGCAGGCGAUUGUUUCCUGAGUUUACCCGUGACUUUUGCGCUUCAAAAACACAGCCCCUACACCGACACGAUUAACAAAGGGCUUUUGGACCUUCAGCAAACUGGACUGAUUGACCACUGGGAAUCGUGGUUCCGCCCAAUGCCACGCCAGUGUAUGGCCAACGUGAAAAAAGGAGAUAAGAAACGGGAAACUAAACAAACGGAUAUUUCCGCUAUUUCCCUUAAAAAUUUGACUGGCGCCUUUGUCGUUCUUUUGGUCGGAUUAAGCAUCUCUUUCUUGGCCUUCCUCGUCGAGCAAAUCGCUUCGAUAGCUGAACGCAACGUUAAUAACCGCUAGAUAUUCUCUGACAUUUCAAAUGAACUAGCUUUCUCAGCAUCGCCGAUAGUGUUUGUGAUUUAGAACCCAUUCUACUCUCUUCAA
Daphnia pulex (common water flea) is the source of this 852-nucleotide messenger RNA. Its product is annotated as glutamate receptor ionotropic, delta-2-like. The record is from RefSeq and is a predicted model, not a curated record. The coding region runs from base 1 to 768 and encodes 255 amino acids. NCBI's taxonomy places the organism in Eukaryota, Metazoa, Arthropoda, Branchiopoda, Diplostraca, Daphniidae. Gene Ontology annotation, cellular component: membrane. Gene Ontology annotation, molecular function: ligand-gated monoatomic ion channel activity. The transcript has 5 exons.